Ooceraea biroi (clonal raider ant) is the source of this 3513-nucleotide messenger RNA. RefSeq names its product transcription factor Sp3. The record is from RefSeq and is a predicted model, not a curated record. Lineage: Eukaryota; Metazoa; Arthropoda; Insecta; Hymenoptera; Formicidae. Gene Ontology annotation, biological process: regulation of cytokine production; regulation of immune system process; negative regulation of transcription by RNA polymerase II. Gene Ontology annotation, molecular function: RNA polymerase II cis-regulatory region sequence-specific DNA binding; DNA-binding transcription repressor activity, RNA polymerase II-specific. Gene Ontology annotation, cellular component: nucleoplasm.
CAACGCGAGUCAUCCAGUGUAAUUAGAGCGGGUACCAGCGCGACAGCGACGAGCACGACGACGAACAGCGGCGUCAUACUGUUUCCAUGGACCUGACGGAAGCUUUCGUGCCAGGAGGUGGCGGUGAGGACCUGCCGAAGACAGACUUCUUCGACUUCGUGGUAUCGCCGCCGCCGCAUUGCACCUCGGCCGACGGCGUUGUCUCCGACGAAGAGAGUUUCCUGCACCGCGGCACCAGUGGCUGUCGCACCAUGGGCGGCUAUCUUCAGCAGGCUCAUGAUGACCACGAGGGUGCACAUGGCGGCUCCUUUAUCAAGGAAACUAACAACAACACGCUGACGGCGUUGCCACCUGUCUCGACCAUCACCGGCUCGCUGAGCCAUCAUCAUCAUCACGCGCAUCAUCAGGUGCGCUCGCAGCAUGGCGGUGUGCAGCAGACCGGCAGCGAGCCCACCGCCAUGGAUCAAUCCGAGUGUGACUAUUGGGGUCAGGAGGACGAGGGCAAGGAGCAGACGUGCAACAUCCUGUUGGAGGACCUGAACAAGUAUUGCUGGUCUACGAACGCGCAUACUAAUGACAGUGUCCUUCAUCCGGCAGCGGGUGGUCCUGCGGACCAUCAUCAGGCCGUGGUUGCGGGACGCGGCGGCUGCGCUACUAACGACCGACAGAAUACGGACGGUGCCAUCUACACGCUCACGGUGCUGAACAACGAGGCAAACUCGAUGGACGGGUUGGACUGCUGCAAGAGCCCGGCACCAGCAUCUGGUGACUCUUGGUCCCUGCGGCCCAACCUAGACCUGGAUGCGAUUCUCAGCAUGGAACCGUCUUCGGGCGAGCAGGAUCACGAGCAACCGACGGGAGGCGAUGUCACCAGGAGCGUCAACGAGAGGUUCCACCAGGCGGAUGGACGUGGUUUUACUGUGCCCUCAUCGCAAUAUACUACUGAUGACAGCGGCUUCGUCGAGAGCAAGGAGCUGUGUGCACGGGCGUCUUCUGCUAAUUGCUCUGGCGACAACAACAACGACUGGAAGCUGUCGGAUCAGAAUCUCCAGGAAGUAGCAGCCGCUGCGGCGGCUGCGGUCGCCGUUGGCGCUGGCGAUUCUGCUGAGAGUUUGCUGCGAAGUGCUCUUCAAGGUAAAUUGUACACUGGAUCGACUCAAUCGGUCUCUUCAUCGUCGCCGUCCUCGCAGACAUCUGCGAUCGCAAUGCCGGUCUCGGGAAACGCUGGCCUGAUAGUAACCGAUCAACAGCAGCAACAGCAACAACAGCAGCAGCAACAACAGCAGCAGCAACAGGAAGACUCUAUGCAGGCAUGCACCGAUGAGGACUUGCUGCUUUCGCAACUGGACCAAACGACUUAUCGACCAGGCGAUUACGAGAAACUGAAGAGCAUCGCGAACGAGGUGGUGGAGUCUUAUUGCAGUCUGGAACCGGUCUGCAACGUGUCAGCGACCACCACAGUCAUGUACACGUUGGAUCCAGCAAGCGGGAGUCUCGGCACCAUCACGUUACCGGCUGAUCUGGGUCAGGUGAGCACUGUGACGGUAGUCACGGCCGCCCAGCAGGAUGUUCUUCAACAGCAAUCUGCUCAACGAACUGAUGUGGAUCAGCCACAGCAACAACAGCAGCAGCAACAGCAACAGUCGAAUCAGCUACAACUAACUUCCGCACGUGUUGGCGUCACUUCCAAAUCGCCAAAGAAGUACGUCAGACGCGGCAAUCGUAACAGCAACAACGCAAACGGCGCGAGCAACGGUAAUGCCGGCUCGGACGCCGGUAGCAAUGCGAAUCAGCAACAGGCUGGCGGCUCGGGUGGUUCGCCCGGUAGCGUUCAGCGCAAGGAGCGUUCUCUGCAUUACUGCAGCAUCUGCAGCAAAGGUUUCAAGGACAAGUACAGCGUGAACGUGCACAUCAGGACGCAUACCGGCGAGAAGCCGUUUGCCUGCUCGCUUUGCGGCAAAAGUUUCCGCCAAAAGGCUCACCUGGCUAAACACUAUCAGACCCAUGUGACCCAGAAGCCCGCCGGCAUCCAGCAAACUUCCGCAUCCGGGAGCAACAACGGAAAUACCAGCCCGACGACGGAGACCAAUGCAACUUCUCCCGCCAUUGCCAGCAGGGCACAAGUCACCGUGGACCCGACAGGAACCGCCUGCAACCCCCCCAGUUAGUUCGCAAACGGCACGACACACGUCGUCUACGUUAAUCUGAGUUUAUUGAAAAAGACGACGGCCGUGGCAGGUCUUUGCCUUUUUCUUAUUCUUCAUUCCUUUUUUUUUUCUUUUUCAUACGAGCGUAAUAAAGAGCGACGAUGAUUUCUACGAUGGAAAUCCUCGAACCGAGCUUGUGAGGAAGAGCGAACCAUGACGAGUGAUUAGUAGUAUGACGCAGCGUGUAUCGGGUGUCCAUGAACAAGCCCACGUAGUCACAAGAAAUAAAUUUCUCAGAGAAAUAUAUUUGAUUUGUCGAAUUUUGAGGAUAUUAGCACUCGAGUACUUGACUCAGACUUAAUUCGGUUUGCCCAAUUACUUGAAUCGAAUUCAAGUUGAUCUAAUUACGUUGACUUACUUGUUUGAAUUGUUAUUUGAAUUAGCUCAAUUAAGUUUACUUAAUCAUUUCGUGAAAGUAUUAAAUUAACUCGAGCACAAAGAACUUGAAGCGUUAAACUGCACGAAGAAUUGAUUGCGAAUCACGUGAAGAAUAGGGAUGAUUUUCAUGUGACACCCUGUACGCCAACAGGAAGCCGAUUGAGCUUUGCAUGGCGAAACUAUGCAACCGAAGAGGUUAUUAAUUAAAAAGUUGAUUAAGAACCUUGAUUUUUGUUUGCGAGAUUAUCUAUCCUAACGGCGGCAGCUCGCCGUCGAAUUUUUGUAUUAACUAUUAUUAAUUAAUUAUGGACGAUAGCGGGGAGCUAAUAGCUUCCCUUAUAUUAACAUGACAUCCGUGAAAUUGUUGUUCCUACGAUCAUUCAAUUACCGUUAAUGACAAUGACAACGACAAAGACUACAACAAUGACGACAACAAGGACAAAACGACGAAUGUUUAUAGGCUAAUUGACGAUUAAUUAUAUUUAAUAGCCACGAAAUAUUAACGUUGAAGAUGUUUUAUAUAAAAAAUAAAUCUUUUAUAUAUAUAUAUAUAUGUAAUUAUACACAGAGUGUCUCGAAGCCAUAUCGAACAUUCUUUUUAUUACAACUGUUGCGAUUAGUAAAGAUAAUUAUACCAUAACGACAAAAUCGACAAUAUCGAGAGAAUCUAUCAAUUAUAAUUAAUUUAUAAAUCAAGAUUUAUUUUGAAAUAAAGAUCGAUUUGAUUAGCUAAGAGAUCUGUAAUGAGAGGAUCGUUCGUUGGUUUCGAGGCACUCCGCGUACACAGAGAGUAGAUUAGGCAGUAACUUAGAGCGAUUUAAGUGCAGAGUAUCGAGAGGAAUACCCCUUAAUAAGUAAUUAGUAGCAUGAGCUGUGAUUUAGGUACAUACUCAAUGAGCGGUUUAGAGCGAAGCAAACGUAACGAGAU